AUGGGCAGAGCUCCAACCUCUGAAGUGGAGGAGGAAGCCAGUGUUCACUCGGAAGCUUCUGGAUCGGAUGAGAAUGAGGAGGCUGCCAAUGACACAGCAGCUGAGAGGCACAGCCCUGUAGCCAGGUCUGAUUCUAUGCAGGAGGGGCUCAUCGCCAGCCAGGUUCACCACAUUCUGAAUCAUAUCCAAAUAUCCAUUGAAAAUCAAAAGACAAAAGGAGAACCAACUGAAGAAAUAGAAAUAAAUUUUUUGCCGAGUUCUAACAUGAAGAAAGAUUAUGAAAAAGAAAGUGGAAUAGUAAAAAAGAUUCCUGCUUUACCAUACUUGUUGAUGAAGAAAGCAUUUAAAUCUGCCUUCACACUACAUGAAAAACCCAAAGAGGAAACUAGUGCAUCUCCAACACAUGAUCUUCACAACAGGUGGAUCGAGCUUGAUAAUCUGUGGGCUAGAAGCUACAGAUUUCAGCCAUUAUGGAAGAUAAGAAACUAUUUUGGAGAAAAAAUUGCAUUUUAUUUUGCUGUGAUGGAAAGUCUUUUACACAGCUUAAUUCUUCCUGCACUCAUUGGUUUUGUUAUUUUCGGAUUUGGCCUUCACCAAAGUGUAUUAUGUUACAAUGCCCACAAUGACCUGAACACAUUAUUGCAUGGAUAUAACUGUAGCAUAGUCUGUUCAACUCCAAAAAUGAUCUCAGAAGUGGCAGAUAAGGCAGUGGAUCAGAUCAGAGGUGUCUGUGACAAUAUUGCUGGAAGGAGAAGGAAUAUUGAGCAAAUUCUUAACAGGACUUGUGCUACUGAGGCACAUGGUGAUUGUGUUUUUCAGGUUCUUUCAGAUGAUGUCUUUACUGUAAUCAAGUCUUCCUUUGACAAUGCUGCUACACCGAUAUUUGGGCUUAUCAUCUGCAUUUGGGGUACAAUUUUUUUGGAAAGGUGGAAAAGGAAGAAUGCAGAACUGGUCUAUGAGUGGGAUGUUGAAAAUUAUGAACUUGAUGAACUAGUCAGGCCUCAGUUUUAUGGAACAGAACCGGAUCCAAUCACGGGUGAACCUGAAGCCUUUUACUCAGUCACCAGGCAACGGCUGAAAUUAGUGCUUUCACUUGCAGUUGGGAUUAUAAUGGUGGGCUCUGUAUUCAUCAGUGUCUUGGCAGUGGUAAUUUAUAAAACCUGGGCCAGAUUUCGAGUGACAACAUCUAACUCGUUUGAAGGUUUUCUUUUAACCACUAUUGUUAGUGCAUUACUCAAUGCACUGUCCAUUUCAAUCCUGGGAAAAGUGUAUCACAUAAUCGCAGUAAAAAUGACUGAUUGGGAAAACUACAGGACUCAGACUGAUUAUAAUGACGCUCUGAUAAUAAAGUUAUUUGCUUUUGAGUUUGCCAACAAUUACUCAUCUCUGUUUUAUAUUGCAUUUCUCAGAACGAACAAUGAACAGAUAAUUGUGGAGAGUUGA
Molecule: messenger RNA, 1443 nt
Organism: Carcharodon carcharias (great white shark)
Lineage: Eukaryota; Metazoa; Chordata; Chondrichthyes; Lamniformes; Lamnidae
Product: anoctamin-7-like
Exons: 15
Coding region: 1-1443 (480 amino acids)
Biological process (GO): chloride transmembrane transport
Cellular component (GO): plasma membrane
Molecular function (GO): chloride channel activity
Source: RefSeq, a predicted model, not a curated record